UAGACACUGUCCUGAUAGGUACCUCUAAGGCUGGUAGGACAGGUAGAGACUCUGUGUUGUUAAAAACAGCCCCCACCCAUCCCAUCAUGGGGCUAGGUGGUAAUACUAAUGCUCAUCUUCUAUUGAUGUUCUUUUUAAUGCAGUUAUUGGUUUUUGAGGCUUUCCCCAGUGAACAGCACAUGUAAGAAAAAUGCAUCAUGACUUGGUUCCUUGAAUUAAAUUGCUUUUGCAGCCUCCCAAAGUCAUUUAAAACACAAACCUGGGGGUUCCUCAUUAUCUUCAACAACAAAAUGUGAAAAGGUAAUUCAUUUGUAAAUUUAUUAUUAAAAAAAACCCUAAAACCAAGCCAUUAAAAACCUGGAAGCAAAGUAACCCUUGAUGAUUAAAGGAUGCAGCUAUUUGCAAUUUGCAGCACCAUCUGAAGAACACAUUCCUGGUCGUAAUUAGACUAGAGUACAAUUCUGACUUGUUUAGGAUGACUCUCUUGAUCUCUACAGAGUUGCAGGCCCCUUCCCCUUGAAUCCAUUUGCAAAGAUAGAGUAAAUAAAUAUUCACUGAAUGAUUGUACUGGUAGUGGCCCUAGCUCUGCGCCAGCCAGGUCUAGCCCUUUCGUUCUAGAGCUGGAAUAAAAUUGGAUUAAAAACUAUCAAAGUGUAAGAUUCUAGGUGCAAAAUCUAGGUGCACUUUGUAUACGAGUCCUUCCAAGUUCUGUAACCAAGCAAAAUCUGAUCCACAUUUAGUGAUGGAACUAUAUCCUCAUUUCUGGGCAUCCCCCAGGAACUACGGGAUUUCUCCCCUCCUGGUCCUAACAAAUUUGUUUCUUAAACUGGUCAAACUUGGUUUGCUUGCAGACUGGAAAAAGAGUUGCAAAACAUGGGAGAUUUCUACUCCGUAAGAGUUCUUUUCUUAAUUGCAGGGUUUUUUUAAAAAAAAAAAAUGUCUCAGGUCACAAAAUUACAGUAAAUAUUUUGAAAUGUUCGGGGAAACCCCAGAAAGGAUUAACAAUUAAAAACCACAAAAGAAUGUACUGAACCGUAUUAUCCUUCCUUCCAAACAUCUGACUUUCUUCAUUCAUUUCCCGUAUGCGGCAUUUGGGGAUAUAGUGUAAAGCCUAAUAGAGGGAUCUGAAUUGACAUCCAUUGGGAAAUCUGGGCCGUUUUCCAUGUAUGUUUGAAGAAUAUCAGUUCUACAAACGCCAUCAGACUAUUGACCUGUUUGUUCAAGGGUUAUCUUUCCAAAACGUGUUCUUUGUUGGAUCACAGUGGAUUGGCCACUUCCAACCUAGGGAGGGACUCUCCGGUCUAUAAAAUUGGGCCUCUUGUUCACUCGAGAAUCACAGAACCUCCCCAGACUGAGACUGAGAACAGAACUGCCCGAAAAAGGACACAAAACCCAAGCCAAGGCUAGCCACAGGAAAGGACCAUGAAGCUUCAGUUUAUCUGUUUGAUCUUUCUUCUUCUCAGCAUGACCACUCGAAGCCUUUGUGCCUUCACAAUUCAGACACAAGUCAAGAAAGACCUUGCCAGUUCGGAAAUGCACCAUAUAGAAAAUGGCAUGACGGAGACUUCUGGCAUGCAGGCGUUGCUACGGAGGUCAAAGCGCUUCAACAGUCACUUCCCCAUUUGUACCUAUUGCUGCAACUGCUGUAGUAACAAGAAAUGUGGUUUCUGCUGCCGAACGUAAAGAGAGCGAAGUCUUCAAUGGAUAAUGGUGCAUCGUGGGACAGCUUCCCAUUCCAGCACCACACACACACCAGACUCACCGCACAGCCCCCAAAAGCUGCUCCCCUUUUCCUUCCAAGCCUCCUUAUUUAUUUCUUCAGCAGUGUUUCACUUCGUAUUUUUUUUUUGUAACUUGGCAUUAAAAUGUUUUUACCUCA
This is a messenger RNA of Sphaerodactylus townsendi, 1879 nucleotides long. RefSeq names its product hepcidin antimicrobial peptide (gene HAMP). Gene Ontology annotation, biological process: intracellular iron ion homeostasis. The transcript is spliced from 3 exons. Gene Ontology annotation, cellular component: extracellular region. NCBI's taxonomy places the organism in Eukaryota, Metazoa, Chordata, Lepidosauria, Squamata, Sphaerodactylidae. The record is from RefSeq and is a predicted model, not a curated record. The coding region runs from base 1423 to 1683 and encodes 86 amino acids.